GUUGAACGUUCGUUCAUUACAAAAGUUUCAUUUGUUCACGUUGUUCGUCAUGGUGACGCCAGUUGGAAAAUAUACCAUGGAAAAUUCAUGUAACAAUGGUAAUCUAGACAAAGAUGAAGAUGAUGAUGAUGACGAUGAUGAAAUCAGUUUGAGUUCUGAUGAUGAAAUCAAAUUAAAUAAUGAUUUAGACAAAAAGAAUUCACAAUCUGUAUGGUUUCGUGCACAAAAACGUAUAGUUGGUCGAGUCUUAAAAAAUGAUCAAUCUAUCAAAUCAAUCAUUGGUAAAAGCGCUUACAAAUCAUUGAAAGCUUUAUAUACUUUAAUGAAAUUACAUAUGAAAUCAGAAACUGAUGUAAAACAAUUAUAUAAACAUUUAAUUAAAACAAUUGGUAAAGUUGGAGUAAUAUCAAAACAACGUAAUUUAAGCGAAGAAGAUUAUACAAAUAUACAAGAAAUUAAAGAGAAAAGUCGUACAAUUGGUUUAACAUUAAUAAGUUUUGCACAAACUGAUUAUACUUAUAAUUAUAAUUUUAUUAAAGAACAAUUAGAUAAUUGUAAAGAUUUAAUAUGUCAAGCUGUUUCCCCAUAUUUAAGUCAAAAAUCUAUUGAACGUAUUAAACAUUUAUUUAAUGUAUUAAGUUCCAGUGAAUUUCUUGAUUCUGUAUAUGAUCAAACAGCUGAUGAAACAAAGAAAGCGUGCCUUCAAAAUUUAGUCUACCGUUUAAAUGUUUUAAUGGAGCGAAGCAAAUAGUGUUGUGGUUGUUGUUGUUGUUUUUGGGUUCACUUAUCAAAGUCAAAUAACUAAUGAGCUUUUGUGAUCUCAACCAUUGUGACACUUGUAUACAUUAACUUCCAAACAAAAUAUCGAAAUAUAUAUAUAUAUAUAUAUAUAUAUAUAUAUAUGUAGGUAUAUGUGAUGUCUUUUAUUUACCUAGGCUUCAGAAUGUUCAGUAAUUUUUUUUACAAUAUUUGUUAACCACCUACAGAUCUAUGUUUAUCCAAUUGAUAAUUUUAUUUUGAAGUGUGAUUAUCUUUUCUACCGUUAAUUAUUCUAGUGUAUGAUGCAUAUUAUUAUUAUUAUUAUUACCCAAACUAAUCAAAUAAUAUUCAUUGUAAUAAUGAAUCGAAUCAGUUAUACAAUUUUGCCCUUGUCUCUAUACUUUCGAUAUGUCCUUCAUCAUUGUUAAUUACUUGUAAAUGUGUGUUUGCGCAUGUACAAGAGAAGAAAAAAAAACUACGUUUUUUAUGUAAUUUUUACAUAAAUGAAUAAAUAAAUCCCAAAUUAUAUUUUUGUUUGAAUUAGACAUCUCCUGGUAUUUGUUAUUGUCAUUUAUUAUAAAUUAU
This is a messenger RNA of Schistosoma turkestanicum, 1344 nucleotides long. Lineage: Eukaryota; Metazoa; Platyhelminthes; Trematoda; Strigeidida; Schistosomatidae. The record is from the annotation of a GenBank genome assembly.